Messenger RNA from Diachasmimorpha longicaudata, 776 nucleotides. Its product is annotated as thioredoxin, mitochondrial. Lineage: Eukaryota; Metazoa; Arthropoda; Insecta; Hymenoptera; Braconidae. Gene Ontology annotation, cellular component: cytoplasm. The record is from RefSeq and is a predicted model, not a curated record. Bases 167 to 565 code for a protein of 132 amino acids. Gene Ontology annotation, molecular function: protein-disulfide reductase activity. The transcript has 3 exons.
GCUGGCUAUCUGCUGAUAAUGGUGGGAACGUCACAGACAAAAGUGUGCUCUAUUGCGUAGAUACCACGAUAACCUUUCGUCUCGUAUCAAAUUGUAAUUCUAGCGAAGAAAAGUGUGCUCGGAAUUUUUUUAAAGCCAAGAGAUUUUGUAAAAGUAUUAAUACACAAUGCUUCGUGCUGGAGCAAAAGUAAUUCGUAGCAGUCUGGAGGCCAGGGGUUUUUCCAGUGCCGCUGCUUCACCGGCAUUCAAAGUGCAAGACAAUAAAGAUUUCAAUGAGAGAGUGAAAAACUCCAAAGUGCCUGUUAUCAUCGACUUUUUUGCAACUUGGUGUAAUCCUUGCCGCAUGUUGACGCCACGCCUGGAGUCUGUUAUUGAGGAAAAACAGGGAAAAAUUCUACUGGCUAAAGUUGACAUUGAUGAAAACACAGAUCUUGCUCUAGAUUAUCAGGUCCAGUCAGUGCCUGUUCUGAUUGCCAUGAAGGAUGGAAAGGUUCUGGAGCGUAUAGUGGGUCUCCAGGACACCGAUAAACUCCGAACCUUUGUGAAUAAAUAUGCAGACUCUUAAAGAUUAAGUCACAAUAUAGUACGAAUUAAAUAGCAAAAACAUGUUCAAAGAGAUUUAUUUCGUUGUACAGCACCAUUUACAUAAUCCCUUUGUAAGCAGCGUUCUUGUUUUAAAUUAAUUGGUAGGGUAUUUUUUGUGGGGUCAAUAUACAUAAAAGAUUUAAAACAUUAAAAUUUGGAAAUUUUUAUUAAAUAAAAUAUUCUGGAUUUGA